AGUCUUAUGUCGGUUUCGGUUUCCGCUGCCGUCUUGGAUAAUAUUUUUCCUACAAUUAAGGAACAAUUUAAUAAGUUUGUACCUUUUCAAGAAGGUUAUCGAUUCAGUGUGGAAGAUCCAGAUGGAAACGGUAAACGUGAAGAAUUGAAAUAUUCCGUAUAUGAUGAGAAAACCGAUACUGAAACAGUAACAAUGUACACGGCGGAUGAGGAAGGCCCUAAACCACCCUUUAAAAUACGGAAGUUAAGUGCCAAUGUUUUAAAAUCCGCUGCUGGCUAAUAAGACAAACAAUUGUUUC
Glossina fuscipes is the source of this 298-nucleotide messenger RNA. RefSeq lists its product as uncharacterized. The coding region runs from base 7 to 279 and encodes 90 amino acids. Lineage: Eukaryota; Metazoa; Arthropoda; Insecta; Diptera; Glossinidae. The record is from RefSeq and is a predicted model, not a curated record. The transcript is spliced from 2 exons.